Zootermopsis nevadensis is the source of this 5624-nucleotide messenger RNA. RefSeq names its product serine/threonine kinase raf oncogene (gene Raf). Gene Ontology annotation, molecular function: ATP binding; MAP kinase kinase kinase activity. Gene Ontology annotation, biological process: protein phosphorylation; MAPK cascade. Lineage: Eukaryota; Metazoa; Arthropoda; Insecta; Blattodea; Termopsidae. The record is from RefSeq and is a predicted model, not a curated record.
GAACUAUAUAGUACAUACCAAAGUGUAGUGUAUUUCAGAGGUCGAGUCAGUUUGUGUAGGUAGUGUAUUUCAACUGGCAGUGACCCAGCUAGAAGAUGGCUGUCAUAAGGGGAGCAAAGUUUAAUGGAACAGUUCCUACACUGUCACUUAAUAGUCCAACAAGGUCUUGUGCAACUGAAGAUUUCGACCCACUACAUGAUGAACUCCAUAACAUCCAGAGCAUGAUUCGUCUCACAAGGGAGAACAUCGAUGCUUUAAUAGAGAAGUUUGCAGCGUUCCAACAUCCGCCAGCCAUUUACCUCACCGAAUAUCAGGAGCUUACAAGUAAACUUCACGAGUUUGAAGUGAAAGAGCAGGAGCUAAUUGAAUUAAUCAGUAAUGGACGCGAAAGCCCGCAAGACCCAUGUGAACGCCAUUCUCAUGAUCAAAGCAGUGGGGGUGACAUCUCACCACAGCUGGUUCCUAGGUCGCCGCUGAAGUCUUUAGUGCGAGCACAUCUCCCAAAUAAACAACUGACUAGUGUUCAAGUAAGGCCAGGUCAGACUGUAAGAGAAGCUUUGUCAAAAGCUAUGAAAUUCCGCAAGCUUACUCCUGAGAUGUGUGUGGUGUAUAAAGGUCAAAGUAAGGUUAUAAUUCCUUGGGAAGCUGAUAUGUCAUCUCUUGAAGGUGAGGAAAUAAGUGUUGAAAUAUUGAACAAGUUUUUAAUUACAACAAGUAUUUCUCAUAAUUUCGUACGUAAGACGUUUUUUACUCUUGCAUUCUGUGAGUGUUGUAGUCGACUUCUUUUUCAAGGGUUCUAUUGUCGAACCUGUGGUUAUCGCUUUCAUCAACGAUGUGCAACAGGUGUACCAACUCUCUGCCAGCAAAUACAAAAUGAUACAUAUUUUGAGAUAUUACUAUCACAAAAACCAGUGACAUCUGCUGGUAUCCUACAGACCCCAGAGUUUGUAACAGGAAGGUCAGCAUCACCUUCACAUCCCCAUUCUGUAGUACGAAGACAUCCUCCGACAUUGGGUACGAGGGAAAGGUCAAGUUCAGCUCCAAAUGUAUGCUUGAAUCUAGUCGCUCAGGUUGCUCAAGCAGCAUCAUUAGAGAUGUUUGUUGGUCACAUUGCAAAGUCUGGCCCAGCUCCACCAGGCUCUGGGGGAGGGGAGCUUGCAUUGUGUAGUCCAGGCAGCAGCCCUACUAAGCCGUCCCACAGUCAGAGUGCACAAGCAUCCCCGACCAAUACAUUGAGACUUUGGCGUCCACGUGCCCGCAGUGCAGAUGAAAGUAGUAACAAAGUUCGCACACCUCGGGAAUCAAUAGAAGACUGGGAAAUUCCGGCUGAUGAAAUUCUCAUUGGUCCCAGAAUUGGUUCAGGUUCCUUUGGAACUGUGUACAAAGGUCAUUGGCAUGGGCCAGUGGCUGUUAAAACUCUGAAUGUUAAAGACCCAACUCCAGCUCAGUUACAAGCAUUCAAAAAUGAAGUGGCUGUCUUAAGGAAGACACGACAUGUUAAUAUAUUGUUGUUCAUGGGUUGUGUAAGCAAACCACAGUUAGCAAUAGUGACACAGUGGUGUGAGGGUUCAAGCCUGUAUAAACAUCUACAUGUUAUAGAGACAAAGUUUGAACUUUUAACAUUGAUAGAAAUAGGAAGGCAAACAGCUCAAGGAAUGGACUAUCUCCAUGCUAAGAACAUAAUACAUAGAGAUUUAAAAAGCAACAAUAUCUUCCUUCAUGAUGAUCUCACAGUAAAGAUUGGAGAUUUUGGACUGGCAACAGUGAAGACACGUUGGUCAGGAUCACAGCAGUUCCAGCAGCCUACUGGCUCGAUUUUGUGGAUGGCACCAGAAGUUAUUCGUAUGCAGGAGGAAAGUCCUUACAGCUUUCAGUCAGAUGUGUAUGCAUUUGGUGUGGUACUGUUUGAGUUGCUUGCAGGACAGUUACCAUAUGCCAGUAUCAACAAUAAGGACCAGAUUCUCUUCAUGGUGGGCAGGGGCUACCUGCGUCCAGAUCUUAACAUUCUGCGUUCAGACACACCGAAGGCACUUCGACGCCUAUCAGAAGAUUGUCUGAAGCUAAAUCGUGAUGAGCGCCCACUGUUCCGUCAGAUUCUUGCAUCACUUGAAAGUUCUCUGCGUUUACUUCCUAAGAUUCAUCGUUCGGCAUCUGAGCCAACCUUAAAUCGCACCCAGCUUCAGUCAGAUGACUUUCUUUAUGUAUGUGCUUCACCCAAAACACCUAUUAAUUCACAGUAUGGAGCUUUUCCUAUCUUCUCAGUUGGUGGGAUUAUAUAAAUCAUCUUAAAACAUUAUCUUCGGUCUACCGUGAGUGACUUAAGCCAGAGAAGGCGAACCUUCUUCAAGCCACAUGCCAAAUAUUGAGGGAAAGUUUCUGCUGUAGUUUGCAUGCCCAUAACUUUUAGUAAGCUUAAAAAUAUUUCUAAGAUCAUGUAGUGUAUAUGAAAUAAAUUAUUACUCACCAAGUGAGUAAGGAUUAUGCUGUUAUAUCUUAGCCACUGAUGUUAUAUCAGAUUCCUAAUUGGACUUCUUUAGAAUCAUAUGAGUAGCACUGUACUUACUAGACUUGACAAAAUUCUUUGCAGAAAAUAUACUUUCACAAAUAUAUGUAGGUGGAAAAAUUAUCAAUGUGACUACUUUUCAUAGUUCAAAGUGUUACUAGCAAAGCAUUCCAGAAGUUUUUUCACUUUAUCUUCAUCAUUAACAUUUAUUUCAGGUGCAGGGUAUUCUGAAUUAUAUUUUACUUGUCCAGUAGACUUUGUUUAAGAAACUUCAUAUCAAAUUAAACUAGCCGAACUUCAAUUAGCUCCAUUCUAAAGUUGAAUUAAUUAAGCCAAUCUGAGCUUCACGCUUUCCAGUUGUACAGCAUCAGGAUACUUUAAAAACUUCACUGUUUCCUUGACAUGCUUGAAGUUUGGAAAUCUUGAGGAAACCUUUCUUCUGCAAUGGUUAUGUUACUUUAAAUCAUGAAUCUCUUGGUCCUCAAGAAGGUUGAGAUUAUUCAGAUGCUUAUUCAGUGAAGGAAAAUACUUUAGUUUAUAAAUGUUCAUGUCAAAGUGAUACAUUUUGAGCUUCAUUUUAAAUACACUAAUGAGACACUGAACAUGACAGUUUCACAUUUAAGUCAUUCAGAUGAGCACAAAGUCUGUGAAGAACAUUACAGUAGAAAGCUGUUGAGUAUCAUCUGAUUAUAGACAGUGUAGUAUCCCCCCCCCUCUGAAAGUUUAUUUCAUUCUGACGCUCGAAAAAUUUGUCACAUUCAUUCUUGCAAUGAACUAUGUCAGUGAACAUGAGUACAUCACCAUGCACUGAAUCAUCCUCUUUCAAAAGCAAUUACACUGUUUUUCAUCAAACAUACUUGAAGCACUGUAGUUAACCACAGUGAUAAUUUUCAUAUCUUCCAGCUGACUCAAACCAUGAAUAGUUCAUAGGACUGCUUAAUGAACAGUGCAGUGAAAUGAUACAAUGGAAUAACCAACAUUUUAUGAAUAGCAGUAAAAAUCCUGCUAGUUUGUCAUUUGAGCUAGAAGUUCUAUCAGCUGUAACACAAACUAUUUUGAUGCUAUCUGUCAUUUGAGACUCUCAAAAUGUUUUUUUUUGUGACAGAACUACAGCAUCUAGCCAUCAUUGUUAACCUUUUAAAACCAAAGCUUAUCAAAAUAACGUUUAAUAUAUAAAUUCUUACCUGAAGAAACAGUAUCCAUUACAUGAAUCAGUUGGUUAAUGCUAUUUAUGGAAAUAAUUAACUCUUUCUUCAGAAAAUCAUAUGAAACCCAUAAAUAUACUGUGGGCAGAUUACAGACUGAUUGCUAAAGCAAGUGGUGUAUAUAGUUACCCCCCGCCCCCACACACACACAGUAUUAAAGGGUUAACUUAAAUUAGCCAAUUUGAAGAAUCUGUCUUCUCAAUUGAAGUGCCAUGUAAUCUGAUAAAAGUUAACCAGCAUUUUGGACGUCCUUGCUGACUUCUGAUGAAGGAGGCAGCAAAGACCUCUGAAACAUUGGUAUAAACUUAUAAACUUCUACCAGACUACACAGCUGUACAAUCCAGAAUACAACUAUCUUCACAUUCAGUGCUGUGAGAACCUUAAACCCAAUUAUUCACAGACUUCACUACUUUCACAACUGAACUCUGAAUGGCUAAAUAAGUUAAGUAUGUGAUGUCUGUGCACAUACAAGACAAAUGUAAAAAUAAGUACAAGAAUGCAAUCUGUUUUUAGUUGUUCAUGGAUGUUUUAGUUAAUUUUGAUUAUACUACCCACUGUGUUUUGACUGCUGUUUAGGUAUUUGGUAUGUGGCAAAAUAUUUUCUGUAGUUUGGAAGUAUUCAAAAAGUUUUGGUACAGGUGCUAGCCAUGCUUGCUUUAUAAAUUCACCACUAAAUUGGUUAACCAUGUCUAGCAAUAAUUUUAUGACCUUGGAAUUUGUAACUACAAUAUUCAAAGAACUUACAACAAAUUGGUUGUUUUUAACACAUGUUAUUUAACCCAUUUUUGCUCUUGCUUACUUUUGGGGACGUAUAUUUGUUUAGUUUCAUAAAGUUGCUUAUCAGAGUUCUAUAAACCACACUUUCAGAACAUAGACUCCACAACGCUUUUCUGUUUUUGUCAUUUACAAAUAUUUUUCCUUUCACCUGCUGUGAAAUUAUCUUCCUGUGAAUUUUACUUAUUUUUUGGUCUUCUUACUUUAUAAAACAUUUGCAGACCUCUGAAGUGAACACAUAUAUCAUCCUCAGAACAGAGACACUAUUCUGUUGUAAAUGUUGGACAAUAACAAACUGUUGACUGUAACUUGUCUGAGUGAAAUGACGGAAACAACACACACACAGGGAGCAUCAGAGACAAUCGAAAACAAAUUGAGUUUGUGGUGCAGCGAUGAGAUUGGUGCCAAGCAGUUGAUAACUUUUAAUGUGUAUGAUCUGAAUCUGUCAUGGCAACUAAGUAUAAUAAGUCCUUGGGCUACCCGCCGUGUCAGAUGACACAGCAGGUAGCCCAAGAAGAAUUCAUCAAGCUUUUAACCUGUUUGUGCAGUUCUGUAUAUAUGAACAUAAUUCAAUUCUUGCCCACAAGUAUCUGUGUAUAAAUUAAUGUUAGUUACUGUAUUGUAUGAAGAUAUUUCUUUGAAUUAAAACUGUGCAUGCAGGCACAUGUGACAUGUGCCAGUAGUUCACCCUCACUGGACUAAGCAGUGUGGCAGUAUUGAGAGUAACUGAGUUGAAGCAGUUUGUACAUAAAAAAGGAGGAAAGAAUCUGAAUUGUUUUAUUUGAGAUGACACUGUUGAAACUAAUCAUCAAAGUGUGGCGCUGUUAUUAAAGAUUGUUUUAUAAUUAUUUAUUACAGUUUUAGGAAAUUUUCUUCAAUUUAUCUGUGUACAGAAUGAUUCAUGUAAUUCAUUUAUAGUUUACAUGGCUUAAAAAUUGUGUACUUAAUAGAGAUAAUUUGCAACAUGUAACAGGUUUGAGGGCGAAACAUAAAUGGAAUACCACAACCAGGUACUGUUCUUACUGAAAGUAACUUGCCCAGCACUGCUUAUUUUAACACUGAAAAUUAAUGUGUAUAAACAACUUUCAAACUUCUGGUACUGUAAUAUUGAAAUAAAAUGUAGUAUUUCAGGUGUACUUUGA